GAAAGAAUAAUGUUUCGCUGCCUUUGAUUACAUAUGUUAAUUAACAUCGAAUACAGUAUUUCAACGUGCAGAAAUGAUUGUGACAUAAUUUUAUUCAUUUUUUAAAAUAUUGGCCAGAUCGUGUAUAUUCGAUAGGAAGUUCCGAUCCAUCAUUAUGAGGGGGGCAACACCAGAGUUGCUGUCCUUACUACAGCGAAACCCAGCAAACAUACGUAACAUUUGCAUCUUGGCACAUGUUGAUCAUGGUAAAACCACCUUGGCUGAUGCUCUUGUUGCCAGCAAUGGUAUUAUAUCACAGAGAAUGGCAGGCAAGCUUCGGUACAUGGACAGUCGAGAGGACGAACAGAUACGAGGAAUCACGAUGAAGUCUAGUGCCAUAUCAUUGAUAUACAAUUACAGUAAAGAUGAAUACCUGAUUAAUCUGAUAGAUUCCCCGGGUCACGUGGAUUUCUCCAGUGAGGUGUCCACAGCUGUCCGGCUCUGUGAAGGGGCCAUUGUUGUUGUGGAUGUGGUAGAGGGUGUCUGUCCUCAGACCCAUGCUGUGCUCCGUCAGGCUUUCCUGGAGAACAUUAAACCAGUGCUAGUUUUGAAUAAGAUUGAUCGCCUAAUUGUAGAACUAAAGAUGGAGCCCAUGGAAGCUUUUUAUCAUCUUCAGCAAAUUCUUGAACAGGUAAACUUAGUGACCAACGAGUUGUUCACUGUGGAAGCCAUGGAGAAAUCUGCUGUGGAAGUUGAUGACAAUGGUGGUAACAUGUCACAGAUUCAUGAGUGGACUACUGAUGAAGAUGAAGAAAACAGAAAUAUCUAUUUCUGUCCAGACCAAGGAAAUGUUAUCUUUUCUAGUGCAUACGAUGGCUGGGGCUUCAGCAUAUCUGAUUUUGCUGUGUUGUAUGCCAGUAAGCUUGGCAUCAACCAAGAAGUUCUAAAGAGAACAUUAUGGGGAGAUUUUUAUCUUAAUACCAAAACAAAGAGAAUCAUGAAGGGGGCUCAGAUUAAAGGCAAGAAACCGCUCUUUGUACAGUUUAUUCUGGAGAAUUUGUGGUCGGUGUACGACACAAUAUAUGUCAGAAGAGAUAAGGAGAAAACAGAAAAAAUAAUAACGUCCCUGGGUUUGAAGAUACUCCCUCGUGACAUGCGACACUCGGACAGCCGGGUCCAGCUACAAGCCGUCUGUAGUCAGUGGUUACCAGUCUCUGACGCUGUUCUCAGAGUUGUAGUCAGUAAACUUCCCUCGCCAUUAGCCAUGUCAGAAGAGAGGGUGGAGAAACUGAUGUGUUCUCACAUGAGGAAGUUUGAAUCACUGCCUUCAGAGACCCAGAGUCUAAAGCAAUCUUUCUUAACCUGCUCUGCUUCAGAAGAAUCUCCUGUAAUUGUGUUUGUAUCUAAGAUGUUGCCAGUGGACAAAAAACUGCUCCCUCAAAACAAGCAAAGACCUUUAACAGCAGCUGAGGCAGCUGAGAGAAGACGGAAAGCCAGAGAAAAAAUGGCAGAGAAGUUGGCAACUCAAAACAAGGAGCAGACGACAACUGAAGCAAAUACUCUGCAUGGAGAGUCUUACGAAAUCUCCCUCCCAGAGAAUGACACUGACAGUGAGGAGAAGGGGCCUGACUUUGUGUUCAUUGCAUUUGCACGGGUAUUUAGUGGAACCGUCAGAAAGGGACAGAAACUCUAUGUUCUCGGGCCCAAACAUGACCCUGCAUUGAUAUCCAGAAAGUUACAGAGUGGCGAGGAAAUAAAAGAAGCCACAAGUAUCCAGGAGUUGUCACAUGAUGAUCAUGUGACCUGUGUUACUAUCAAAGAUCUGUUUGUGCUCAUGGGAAGGGAACUGGAGGAGAUGGACCACAUUCCAGCAGGAAACAUAUUAGGAAUCAGGGGCUUGGAGGACCACAUCCUGAAGUCUGCAACUGUGUCUAGUUCCCUCAUGUGUCCAACUUUUUGUGAUCUGUACUUUGAUGCAGCUCCCAUUGUCAGAGUAGCCAUAGAACCCAUUCAUACUCGUGACAUGCAGAAUCUGGUUACAGGUCUCAAAUUAUUGAACCAGGCUGACCCCUGUGUACAGGUUCUGGUUCAGGAGACAGGUGAACAUGUGAUCAUAACAGCUGGAGAGGUUCACCUUCAGAGAUGUGUGGAGGACAUAAAAGAAAGGUAUGCCAAGAUAGAUAUUAAUGUGUCCUCACCUAUAGUCCCAUUCCGAGAAACCAUUGUCCCCCCACCCAAACUGGACAUGGUAAACGAAGCAAUUUCUGACCGGCGCCAGGUCCUGAACAAGAAAGAUAGCGAGGAUGAGGAGGUGAUAGAAGUGGGCCUAGUGGAGGUGACCACGAUCAACAGGAGGUGCACUCUCAGGAUCAGGGCGGUGCCUCUACCCGACGACAUCACGAGGCUGCUAGAGGAGAAUCAGAAUCUGAUAAAAACGAUGGGUCAGAUCUCAAAGUCCCAAGGGAAAGGGAAGGGUUGGCUGGAAGUCCACCAAAAUGUGAUAGACUCCAUUCGAGAAUUUAAAUGUCAGCUAAACAAAGUAUUCAAGGGCAGUGGAAAGAUGUGGAGGGAUGCAGAAAAUCAGAUGUGGUCUUUUGGACCCAAGAGAGUUGGUCCUAAUGUACUGCUUAAUCGUGUGAAGGGAUAUGACAGAGCCAAUGUAUGGGACUGUGUGGAGACCAAACAACAGGAGCUGAAGCUCAGACAAUACGAUAACAGCAUAAUCAGUGGAUUUCAGAUCGCUACUCUGGCUGGACCUUUAUGUGAGGAGCCCCUUCGGGGAGUAUGUUUCAUUAUUGAAGAAUGGGACUAUAUAAGAAGCAGUAAUUCUAUAUCUUACGAUGAGGACGUUCAGAAGUUGGAAGUGACUGAUUUAAAUUCCUGUGAUAAUACUAUGUCAGAGAGUCCGAGUGAUGUAGUGUCAAGUGAAACUGUCCAGGAUGGGGAUGACACCGAGUCUGAGACCAAAUCUUCAGACAGUGAAAGUGAGCCCUCUGAGCAGAGACAGAGGAUGGGGCAUAGUCACAUGUCAGGUCAGCUGAUAUACUGUGUUAAGGCAGCCUGCCGAAAAGCAUUCCAGACUCAGCCACAAAGACUUAUGGUAGCCAUGUACAAGUGUAACAUUCAGGCCACAGCAGAGGUCUUAGGAAAACUGUGUGGUGUUUUGGGGAAGAGGUAUGGCCGAGUGAUUGAGGACACCAUGAAAGAGGGAUCUCAAAUUUUUAACAUUAAGGCGGUGCUGCCAGUGGUGGAGAGUUUUGGUUUCACUGAGGAUAUGAGGAAAAAGACGAGUGGACUGGCCAGCCCCCAGCUGGUGUUUAGUCAUUGGGAGGUGGUGGAUGUUGACCCUUUUUGGGUCCCCACAACAGAGGAGGAGUAUGCUCAUUUUGGAGAGAAAGCGGACUCAGACAACAGAGCCUUGCAUUAUAUGAACCAGGUCCGCAAACGGAAAGGACUCAAAGUGGAUGAGAAAAUAGUGGAGCAUGCUGAAAAGCAAAGGACACUCACCAAAAUGAAAUAAUUUAAUUGCAAACUGAAAUUUGUCACUGAAAACAAAUUAUUAAUUGUUGACAGGCUUAUACACUUGUACCUUUUAUUGUUCAGCUCAUCACUGCAUCAGUUUUACAUAUUAAAAAAUUAAACAAUA
Molecule: messenger RNA, 3625 nt
Organism: Ostrea edulis (European flat oyster)
Lineage: Eukaryota; Metazoa; Mollusca; Bivalvia; Ostreida; Ostreidae
Product: elongation factor-like GTPase 1
Exons: 22
Coding region: 155-3499 (1114 amino acids)
Biological process (GO): cytosolic ribosome assembly
Cellular component (GO): ribonucleoprotein complex; cytosol
Molecular function (GO): GTPase activity; ribosome binding; GTP binding
Source: RefSeq, a predicted model, not a curated record